CGCUGCUGUACGCUGCGCGUGGCGCUCUGGGCCUUCGGUCGCGCGUCCUCUCGCCAUGUCCCGGUCUCCGGCACCCCGCGCCGUCUCUGGCGCCCCUCUCCGGCCCGGUACGGUGCUGGGCACCAUGGAGAUGGGGCGCCGCAUGGAUGCGAGUGCUAGCGCUGCGACCGUACGCGCCUUCCUGGAGCGCGGCCUCAACGAGCUGGACACCGCCUUCAUGUAUUGCGACGGCCAGUCCGAAAGCAUCCUGGGCAGCCUGGGGCUCGGGCUGGGCAGCGGCGACUGCACAGUGAAAAUUGCCACCAAGGCCAACCCUUGGGACGGGAAGUCGCUGAAGCCUGACAGUGUCCGGUCCCAAUUAGAGACGUCAUUGAAGCGGCUGCAGUGUCCCCGGGUGGACCUCUUCUACUUACACGCUCCUGACCACGGCACUCCUAUCGUGGAGACCCUGCAGGCCUGCCAACAGCUGCAUCAGGAGGGCAAGUUUGUGGAGCUUGGCUUGUCCAACUAUGCCUCCUGGGAGGUAGCCGAGAUCUAUACCCUCUGUAAAAGCAACGGCUGGAUCCUGCCAACUGUGUACCAGGGCAUGUACAACGCCACCACCCGGCAGGUGGAGACUGAGCUCCUCCCCUGCCUCAGAUACUUCGGACUGAGGUUCUAUGCCUACAACCCUUUGGCUGGAGGCCUGCUGACUGGCAAAUACAGAUAUGAAGACAAGGAUGGGAAACAGCCCGAGGGCCGCUUCUUUGGGAAUAGCUGGUCUGAGACCUACAGGAACCGCUUCUGGAAGGAACACCACUUUGAGGCCAUUGCCCUGGUAGAAAAGGCCCUGAAGACCACCUAUGGCACCAGUGCCCCCAGCAUGACCUCGGCUGCCCUGCGCUGGAUGUACCAUCACUCACAGCUCCAGGGCACCCGAGGGGACGCAGUCAUCUUGGGCAUGUCCAGCCUGGAGCAGCUGGAGCAGAACUUGGCGGCCACUGAGGAAGGUCCCCUGGAGCCCGCUGUCGUGGAGGCCUUUAACCAAGCCUGGAACGUGGUCGCCCACGAGUGUCCCAACUACUUCAGAUAGACUGUCGUGACUCAAGACGCCAGGGCUUUUCUGCCAACUCUUAGAGUCACACCCUGGCCACUCCUUGCCCAGUGCUGACCUAGUGUGGUCUUUUCUGCUGGUCUCCAUCCACUCCCUGCUCUUUUCCCGUCUGAAUAAAGCAGGCGUCCGACCUAGCUGCAGCCGGACUGAA
Rattus norvegicus (Norway rat) is the source of this 1244-nucleotide messenger RNA. It is a transcript of the gene Akr7a2, whose product is annotated as aldo-keto reductase family 7, member A2. The record is from RefSeq and is marked provisional. Bases 56 to 1072 code for a protein of 338 amino acids. Lineage: Eukaryota; Metazoa; Chordata; Mammalia; Rodentia; Muridae. Gene Ontology annotation, cellular component: cytosol; Golgi stack; mitochondrion. Gene Ontology annotation, molecular function: alcohol dehydrogenase (NADP+) activity. The transcript is spliced from 7 exons.